Messenger RNA from Emiliania huxleyi CCMP1516, 717 nucleotides. RefSeq lists its product as hypothetical. Bases 1 to 717 code for a protein of 238 amino acids. Gene Ontology annotation, molecular function: acyltransferase activity, transferring groups other than amino-acyl groups. NCBI's taxonomy places the organism in Eukaryota, Haptophyta, Isochrysidales, Noelaerhabdaceae. The record is from RefSeq and is a predicted model, not a curated record. The transcript is spliced from 2 exons.
AUGCUCCGCCUCGCUCCACUCCUCCUCGCGACAUGUGGGGCGCGUGCACCGCUCGGCGGAAGGGGGACCUCGCUCCGUCCCUUCGGCGCGUUGUCGCUCUCAGGAGGGGCCCUGCCCGCGCGCCGAGCCUCCGCGCCGCUCGUGCUCUGCGCCCCGGCCGCCACCGCGCCGCCCGCAGUCGCCCUCCGCCGCCUCGAGCGCAGCGACAUCUGGGCUGCCUCCGCGCUGCUUGCGGAGGUCUUCAGUAGCGAGCUCGGCCCGGUGCAGAGGCAGCUGGUCCAGCUCGAGCACGUCGUCGGCAUCGGAGGGAGGCACGGCCGCACCGCUCUCUUCGUCGCAGAGGAGCGGCGCGGCGGGCGAAGCCGCCUCGAGUACCUCUCCGCGUCGCUGCCGCCCGGCUCGCCCGCCGUGCUCGCCGGCCGGCUCAAGCCAUACGUCGCCUCGCUGGCGGUGCGGCAGGCGGCGCGCGGGCGCGGGCUCGGGGCGGAGCUCGUGCGCGCGUGCGAGGCUGCGGCGGCGGGCAAGGGGCAACGGAUCGUGCAGAUCCAGGUCGAGUCGACCAACGAGGUUGCACUGAGGCUGUAUGCGCGGCUGGGGUACCGGGUGGUGGCGAUGGACACGCGGGCGCGCAAGCUGGUGGGCGACGUCUUCUUUGGGGAGUCCGUCCUCUUCACCAAGCUCACGCUCGAAAAGACGCUUGGCGGCGACGCGACAUGA